This is a messenger RNA of Menidia menidia (Atlantic silverside), 5339 nucleotides long. The record is from the annotation of a GenBank genome assembly. NCBI's taxonomy places the organism in Eukaryota, Metazoa, Chordata, Actinopteri, Atheriniformes, Atherinopsidae.
UUAGCUUUUAGCUCAUUCUGAGUGUUAGAAAUGGGUGUGUAUUAUGUUAGAAACCAGUGUCAAAACGACCACACCUACAUCCUCGGAAAGUUUAAUCAGAGCCUCCUAUACUAUUUGAAAAAAAAAAAAAAGGUUUAUUAAAGGAUUUACACAUUUGAAUAGAUGAGCUUUAAUUGGGCACAUCAGAUGGUUUAGAUGGCAGCUGGGAGUGGACCAUGGCAGCACGGCAUUUGCCUAGCCUUCAUGCAUAGAGCAGGUUUCACACCAACUCAACUCUCAGGCCAGCUGCUUCCCGCCCAUUGCUUCAGAAACCGCCCCACCCCUCUGCUUUUUCACUGGGUUUCAUAAUACCGCGCUUACUCACGCAGCCACUGUAGGACUGGCUGUCCUGGCGGUUAGUCUGCUUCAUACAAACAGAGAGAGGGUCGCUAUUCCCGCUGGCCCGACUGUAGCCGAAGCCUGAUUUCUGACCACGGGAGGAGAGGCCGGUCAUUCAUUGCAGCUUCUCUGGUUUUCGAAGUCUCCGUCAACAAGAGCCAACAUGGAGGAAGAGUCUAAACAAAGAAGAAUGACCAUGGAUUUUUCUCAGCUGCACACAUACACGCCUCCACAGUGUGCCCCAGAGAACACCGGCUAUACUUACUCUCUCAGUUCCAGCUACUCCACUGCAGCAUUAGAGUUUGAGAAGGAGCACCAGAUCGCUCCUGUGUACGAGUCACCCAGGAUGUCACGCCGGAGUCUGCGUCUGCAGGGUGCCACCGGGCAGCAUGGCAACGAGGGCCUGGCCGACCUCUCCCAGAACCACAGCAGCAGCUACGCCAGCAGCAGAAGGGAGACACGGACGCUACGGAGCAGAAAGCAGCAGUCCACUUCCAGUUCUCUGUCUCUAUCCCUGAGCCAAGUCGACACACCAAGGAAAACUUUGUCAUUCUCAGCAGUCAGCACCCCGAUUGACAGCAGCAGCAAAAUUCAAGAAAGUGACACAGCAUAUAAUGCGUCUCAGCUUUCUUCCACUCAUGAAAAGUCCCACCUGAGACAGCGCACAGUCGUCACCACCACCACCACCACUACUACAGCUGUGGGUGGACACUGGGGGCAGAGCUCCAGCCACAGUUCUUCAAGUGUUAACGGAGAUCCCAGCACGGCCAAGUCCCACGCCUCGCUCGCUAACGGCUACAUCUGCAAAGACUGCUCUAUACACUCUCCAACCACGGACGCCUAUAUCAGUCGGUCGUCAUCAUCUCAAGCUGCAGAGGUUUCCACUGAUGCGCUCUCUUCCUCAUCCUCGCCUUUCACCAGUAUAUACACUAGAGACAGGAGUCGGAGGAACAGGACAAGUGUCCUGAUGUCAGUAUCUAACACGUGUGUGCACUACAGCAAACAAGCCCUGGCCCCCGUAGUGUCCUUAGUCACCCUUCUCUUCAGCAGUGUGGUCUGGUUGGGUUCAAGGGCCAAGAGCCCACCAGGAAAAGGUCUUUUUGCAUCGUUUUUGGAUUCAGUGAGACAAGCGGCAUCCUCCAGCCUGUCCAAACUAUGGUUGUUUAAGCAGACUACUCUUCACAAGAUGAUGGGCAGCAGAGCUAAUUACUAUGAAGGACAAGCUCACACAAGUUUCUGUGGAAGCAUGAAUGUGAAGGACCUGGUGAAUGAAGAAGCUUCACAUCUUAAUCUUAAUGGCUCUCUUUGUGAUGACUGUAAAGGGAAGCAGUACUCUGAGACACACACCGUCCUCUGCACACAGUCCUCCAGGUCACAGCGCCUGGUGGGGGCUCUGUGGAGCAUCCUAGCUUUUGCAGGUCACUGCCUCCUGCAGCCAGGUCACUGUGUAGUCAGAGCAGGCAAAGCGUUGGGUUCUGGGGUCCUUGUUGGAGCACAGAGGCUGCUCUCAUUCUUCUGGAUGCUCGUGUCUGCUCCAGUGAAAGGAGUCAAUGGACUGCUUUGGUUUCUUGCUAAAGGAUGGUACUACUUGGUUUCUCUCAUGUCUAUCCUCAAUGUCUUCUUCCUCACAAAAUGUCUUCCCAAACUCUGGAGGCUCCUGUUGCUCCUGUUGCCCUUUUUGCUCCUCCUUGCUUUAUGGUUUUGGGGUCCGUCCACUUCUACACUGCUCGCCUACCUGCCGGCCAUAAACCUAACUGAGUGGGGUCCUGCUUCUGCCGUCACCUUUUUGUCCAACAUGGUGGCGUUCCCAGCAUCUGUUCCUGCAACAGAGUCUCCAGUGGAGCCAACUCCAGCCAUCACAGUCUCACAGGAAACGCCAAUCCUUCCCCCUGUGGCAGUCUCCACUGUGGAUUUGGAGCGUCUUGAACAUGUCGAACAGCAGCUAGCACUGCUGUGGGAACGAGUCCAGCAGGGUGACCAGAAGCAAGACCAGCGUCAUGGGGACAUUUUGGGUCUCUACAGCACCUUGAGGGAGCAGCUCCACAGCCAGACUGACAGGGAGAGUCUGGGGGUGUGGGUGUCCUCCCUGCUGGAGCAGCGACUCGGCGUGCUGCGAGGAGAGCUGGAGCAGGACAACACACGCAGAGCACAGAUUACAGAAGAGCAGAAGCUGCAACAGGACAGUCAGGCAGCGCGGCUGGCUGAUUUAGAGCUGCUGCUCAGUGCUUUAGCAGCAAAGACGGAGACUGUGCAGCAGAAGCAGUAUGAGCAUGAGAAGGAGGAACGGGAGAAAGAACAGAUCCAAUCAUCAGAGGACAAGGCACCUGUCAGUGUGGGUGUGAAGCAGGAGGACCACGACGCUUUGUUAGCAGAGGUGCAGAGACUUGAGACAGAGCUGAGUAGAAUCAGACAGGACCUGCAGGGGGUUGUUGGAUGCAAGGGCAAGUGUGAGCAGCUGGACACGCUGCAGGAAACGAUAUCAGUGCAGGUGUCCUCACAGUUGCGGAAAGAGCUGCAGGCUCUGUUCUUCGGUAGUGGUGGGUCAGAGGAGCAGCAGGGUGAGGUGCCCGAAUCUCUGAUCCAGUGGUUGUCCCAGCGCUAUGUGAGCACACCGGACCUGCAGGCGGCACUGGCCUCACUGGAGCUGAGCAUGCUGAAAGACAUAUCGCUGCAGCUGGAGCGCAGCCGGACCCAGACUCUGGAUGAGGCCGAGUCCCAAACAAGGAGCAUCGUUCAGACUGUAACUGGGGCUGUGCAGCGCACGUCCGCAACCGAGGGACUGACAGAAGAGCAUGUGAAGCUGAUUGUCCAGAACGCUCUGAAGCUGUACUCCCAGGAUCGAACAGGCCAAGUGGACUACGCCCUGGAGUCUGGAGGCGGCAGCAUCCUCAGCACCCGCUGCUCUGAAACAUACGAGACCAAGACGGCCCUCAUGAGUCUGUUCGGGCUGCCACUCUGGUACUUCUCCCAGUCUCCCCGCGUUGUUAUCCAGCCUGAUGUGUAUCCCGGUAACUGCUGGGCAUUUAAAGGUUCUCAAGGUUAUCUGGUGAUCAGGCUUUCCCUGAGAAUCCUGCCCACAUCCUUCUGUGUGGAGCACAUCCCCAAAGCUCUGUCCCCAACUGGAAACAUCACCAGCGCCCCUCAAAACUUCACAGUCUUUGGUCUAGAUGAUGAGUACCAAGAGGAAGGAAAGCUGCUGGGGCAAUAUAAAUAUGAGGAAGAUGGGGAGUCUCUGCAAGUUUUUCCUGUUCAGGAGAAGAAUGAUAAGGCCUUCCAGAUCAUCGAGGUGCGGGUGCUGUCAAACUGGGGUCACCCAGAAUACACCUGCCUAUACCGCUUCAGAGUCCAUGGAGAACCACGCCCCCAAUGAACCAACCAUGUCCAGACACGCCAUUAAACAUUACACCCUAUCUGUACAUAGCUGUGACCAGCUUCUUUUUAGUGGAGGGGACUCGGCCGUGUGGAUGUCUUUGCAUGAAAGCCAUGAAGAAACAGAAGUUGUGGACUGACUGUUAGAGCAAUGUGCCCAGACUGAACCGUAAACAUGCGUUUUGAUGGUAUUGAAAGUUUCACUGGAAGUUUGUGUCUGGACCGUCAAAGAAUGCCAGAGAAAUGGAACCACAGAAGAAGCUAAAAGUCCCGGUCCCCUUUUCAUUGCACUGAAUCAGCUCAUGAGGUCAGCAGGCACCUCCAAGCGGACAAAUCUAUUCUCCCCUUUCUGCAACUUUCUUUUCUACAGGGGAGUGGACAUUUGAAAUGGGGAUUAUAGCUACAAACUCAUCUCCAUCAUUUUCUCAUACAUCUGUCUGAUUUCCUUUUGCUCCUUUAAAAACUUAAUCCACCUUUUUUUUUGUUUUGUUUUUUGUUUUAAAGAUCCGAUACCACAGGACCUUUGCCUGAGCCGCUGUUCAGGCAUGUCACUCCCUUUGCAGCAGCAGAGUUCUUUAUGCUCUCAUCAUGGACAUGCUAAGUUCUCUACAUUCUGGGCUUGACCUCAUGCUUUUUAUGGCCAUAAGUAAGACUUUGCUUUCUUUUUUUAAAAAGAACUGAACAUGCUGCCUAUGGACAAACUCUGAAUGUUUGAUACAGUGGAGGCUUGAUAGAAGUUUCCUUCAAUCGCACAGCAACAAUAGAAAACCACUAACAUGAGCCUUCUGUGAAUUCAACGUGAGAAGGCUCCUCACUAUUGUCUGAUUAUGGCUAGACUUCUGGAAUAAUGCUAGCAUGUGGCUCCCUCCGAUCAAUGCUCCACACUUUUACAUACAUGUGUGUAAAAGAUCCAUGUGUUCUUGCUGAACAUUUGAGUCCCGUGCCUGGAUCUCAGACCACCAAACAGUGUUUCAAGGUUUUUUUCUUUUUUAGUAUUCAACAGUGUGCUUCUGUGUGUAGCUUCUCUCCUUUUAGCUCAGUUAAUCGUCCUCAUCACAUUGGCUCACUACUCUGAAACCCUGAAGGAAUGUAACCUGUAUAUUUCAUUGUUGAUAGUUGGUCCUUUAUAAUACCUAUUUUUGUCAGUGUUGCUUUAUAAAAGAAACGAUCCUGUCAUUAUUAUCGUUUUACUAUUAUUUCUGCUUUGACUCAUCAUGUUCUGCUUUCUUUUUGUUUUGUUUUGGGUGUGUUACUAUCAGAUGAUGCACUGCUGCACUGAAACACAGAUUUGUGGCACGGGUCUUCAUAAUUUGUUCAUAAAAUGGGUGUAAGACAUUUUGGUUGCAACCAUGGGUGAAUCUAAAAUAUUACUUGUAAAAAAAAAAAGGUUUUGUUCACAGGUCUUAUUUAUUAACAAGACAAUUAUUGGCUGCGAAGUCUGAUUAACUGCAAUGUAUAUUUUGUUAAAAGCUGUUCAGUGCAUUUUGGAAUCUUGGGACUUUUUUUUAAGAUAAAUGGCUAUUUUUGUUCAGUCAUGAGAUGACUCAACUGCUUUGGAAUAUAUUCCAAUAAAGACUAUAAUUUUGAAAAAA